UCUGCCACCGUUUUAAUGACCAGCAGCGGAACUAUACAUAACAGUCUUUGUAUGACACGGGACUAUUAGGCAGCGAAACCAGAUCCGUAAACAAACGUAACGCUAGCAACUGCUGGGACAACCCAAACACAUGUCCCUAGGGCGGCUUCAGGAGCUCCAGAAAUAUGUUUAAGAACACGUUUCAAAGCGGAUUCUUGUCAAUUUUAUAUAGCUUAGGCAGCAAGCCGCUUCAGAUAUGGGAUAAGAAGGUGCGGAAUGGCCACAUCAAGAGAAUCACAGACAACGACAUCCAGUCCUCAGUGCUGGAGGUCGAGGGGUCCAACGUGAGCACCACCUACAUCACAUGCCCUGCUGACCCUAAGAAAACACUGGGCAUCAAGCUUCCCUUUCUGGUCAUGAUCAUCAAGAACCUGAAGAAAUAUUUCACAUUUGAAGUCCAGGUGUUGGAUGAUAAAAACGUGCGGCGGCGUUUCCGUGCCAGUAACUACCAGAGCACGACGCGGGUGAAGCCCUUCAUCUGCACCAUGCCCAUGAGGCUCGACGAGGGCUGGAACCAGAUCCAGUUCAACCUGUCCGACUUCACGCGCCGCGCCUACGGGACCAACUACGCCGAGACGCUCCGUGUGCAGAUCCACGCUAACUGUCGCAUCAGAAGGGUGUAUUUCUCUGACCGCCUGUACUCUGAGGACGAGCUCCCAGCAGAGUUCAAGCUCUACCUGCCCGUCCCCAACAAAGCAAAGCAAUAGAGCUUUGGAACAUGCUCUCUCCCCCCCCCCCCCCCCCCCCCCCCCCAUUCCAGAUUUCAAUAUUACUAAAGUGAGAUUCUCUCCAUUUAAACUGGUUUUUGUGUUGUCCUAACUGUGAAUUACAUUUUUAUUGUCAUUUUUUUUGGAUCAAUAAAGGAUUUUUAUGAUGCAGCAAACUGUUCAGGAAUGAGAUAUUUAAAGGAAAGGUAUAUCUCAAGCAUAUGUAUUUAUCUGAAUGUGUACUUGGUUUAUGGAAAUGAAUGAGCGGAGUCCAUUUAAAGAAUAUAAACACUCUUUAUGAAAUAUCACAAUGUUCAUUUAGAAGGCUUUAGGCAAAAUACUUGGUCUCAAUUUGGCUCAAACACCACCCAAAAUUAAAUUAAUACAUUUCUUUCAUGUGGCAGUCAAACACGUCGGUAAUAUAAAAGUGAAUCCCAUCUUUUAAAAGAUUAUAUACUGAUGUUCCGAAAUAAUAGAUUGGAAUCAAACUACCUACAGCACGGGGUAAAGUAGUGGUUACAUUUUUUGCAUAAGAAUGCAAAUAGGAGCAUAUAAACAAGACCUUUUUUGUUAUUAUUGGGUCUAGGUGUUGGCAGAGCACGCAAAUACACAUCAAUAUUUCAUUGACAAUACUGUAGAGCUGUCACGAUACGAUAGAGUGGUUUGCAAGAUACCACAGUGCAAGUGUCAUUGCUCUGCAAAUUGUUUCUCCUCAUCAAAUCAACCAUUCCCUGACCCUGUCUGACCAUACACACUCUGUCCUACACAAACACACAGGUAACGAGAAUAUCUUGUGACACCUGAUCGAUGCGGUCUAUUGCUUUUUACACAAUCACCCUAUUGUAAAUGGCUUUGGAUAAAGGUGCCAGCUUAAUACAUGUAAUGUAAUCUUGGCUGAUCCUCCAUGAAGAUCACCAAAUUGUUAAUGGUGUCCAAAGAUACGAUUGGAAUUAAUGGGAUAUCGGAUCAUUCUAAUUUUUUCUUUUUUUUCAGAAAUCAAUUUAUUUUAGUAUGCUUUUAGCAUAACUAACCUUCCACUAGGAGCUAUUGGGAAUACUAUUCAGGCCUGUGAGGAUUGCCUAAGUCUAGGACAAAUAAGGUCAUAUUUCAAAAAGGUUAAGCUCACACAACCAGUGGAAGAAGUCUUUUCGAUUGUCGAAAAGACUCAAUCAAUCCCAUAAAGCCAUUAUUCCUGGAGCCAGCUUUCAUGUUAACAGUGAAAGGCUCCAAUUAAAUUAAACUUCAAUUCAAUAAUAAAAUUCUCAGAAUAUUGCAAGAAAAAUCGAAUGGCAAACGACAGCCACAAUUUAAGUAAAUAAAGCUUCCCUUGAAUAUUUUCUAUUGAGUCAAGCAAUUAGAAACAACAUCGACGUAAGAUACAGAAAAUAAACAGACCAACUCUUAUUACUUCUAUGGCUGUAGUGACGCAUUGUAUUGCUUAAAUUCAUAGCAAGCAUUCCUUUUGUGCAUAAAAGCCCAGAUAAACAUUUGAAAACUUAAAAAAAUGUUAUUGCAAAUUAAAUACAAUUUCAUAAGGUAUAAUAUAUAACAUCAUUAAAUUCAGGUGCAUGGCAAUCAGUGCAUUUAAAAAUAAAUUAACAUUUAGCAAAAUAGAAUUAUCUCAAAUCACAAUGUUCCACAAAGUUAAAAUCAACAACACAAAAUAAAAUAAACCGAAGUAUAAUUCAAUAUAGUAGUGUUGGGGUCUUCUCUUGCGCUGAUUGCGGUCCCUUGUAGUUAGUCCAUCUUAGUUCUUUCUCACUGCAUGGCUUUCUCUCACUUCACUCUUUUCUCACUAUCAAAAUCUCCUAGCCAAGAAUUGGUGUUCGAAACAUGGAAGUAAGGAAUGAACAACAAGAACAGGACGAGGACAAGUGGUUCUUUGUUCGUUAGUGCAAAGAUAAACUCUGUAAUCAUUCGUCAAACCAGAAGAAUAUUCUCAUCCUUUUUUGACAAAACUCUGUGAUCCCACUGUAUGUCUCCACUGCCUUUGCGAUCCUUCUCCUCCUUGUCUUGGCUUGACUAAAGGCCUGUUCGUAAUAGGCAGUGGCUGACACCUCUCCCACACAUGUUGGCAUGCAUUUGUAGUUUCCAAAAAACUAACGCACAAUCAAAAAGGCUUGUCCUGUUCAUUAAAUGCAACAAGAAAACGAAAAGUCACAUUGUUGUCGCCAACAAUCUCCUCGGGAAUGGCAUUUUAAAAAUGGGAUUUGUCCAUAUUUUAAUCGCACACCAUAUGUUACAUUCCGUCCUUUGUUUUGAGUGCCGCCUCCUCUGUGUGGGGGUGUGUGUGUGCGUGCGGUCACUCUGACGUCCCAUAAUGGAUGACGUAGUAGUCGUGCACGUACAUGAGCACGGCCACCGGCUGGCCGAUGAUCAGAGACAUCCACACCGCUGCGUUGCCAUAGUUACCGUUCAGGAAGCGUCCCACGAACCAAGCCAGGGGAACCUGCAAGCAUGUAGUGAAGUUAAAGAGUCGUCCUACUGUGUGGGCGCUUUGCACAAAGGGACAACGAGAAGCCCCAUGUUGGGGAGGCACAC
Gadus chalcogrammus (walleye pollock) is the source of this 3287-nucleotide messenger RNA. It is a transcript of the gene cfap20, whose product is annotated as cilia and flagella associated protein 20. The transcript is spliced from 6 exons. Gene Ontology annotation, biological process: regulation of cilium beat frequency involved in ciliary motility; positive regulation of cell motility; cilium assembly. The record is from RefSeq and is a predicted model, not a curated record. The coding region runs from base 165 to 746 and encodes 193 amino acids. Gene Ontology annotation, cellular component: ciliary basal body; motile cilium. Lineage: Eukaryota; Metazoa; Chordata; Actinopteri; Gadiformes; Gadidae.